CCCGCGUGCUCUCCCCGCCCCUCCCUGCUCUCGGAGACAGAGCCACGCGCCCGAGCUCGCAGCCGCUCGCUGUCUCUCCCGGAGCUGCCGCCGCUGCUGCCACCGCCGAGAUGCCUCCCCCCGGCCUGGAGCUGAUGAGCGGCCGGGUGCUCCCGGCCUUCCUGCUCUGCAGCACGCUGCUAGUCAUCAAGAUGUACGUGGUGGCCAUCAUCACGGGCCAAGUGAGGCUUCGGAAGAAGGCUUUUGCCAACCCUGAGGAUGCUCAGAGACACGGAGGCCUCCAGUAUUGCCGGAGCGACCCAGAUGUGGAACGUUGUCUCAGAGCCCACCGGAAUGACAUGGAGACCAUCUACCCCUUCCUGUUCCUGGGCUUCGUCUACUCCUUCUUGGGGCCUGACCCCUUCGUUGCCUGGGUGCACUUCCUGGUCGUCUUCCUGGGCCGCAUGGUACACACCGUGGCCUACCUGGGCAAGCUGCGGGCGCCCACCCGCUCUCUGGCCUACACCCUGGCCCAGCUUCCCUGCGCCUCCAUGGCCCUGCAGAUCGUCUGGGAAGCAGCUCGCCACCUGUGACCAGCCGCUGACACUUCCUCGGCCGCCAGACCCCCGGCCACGAGCCACCGGGAGACCAGGUGCCCCUCUGAGAUUGUGAUAGGCCCCGGGGCCUGGUAUCCUGGCAACCAGCUGGAUUCCUGGGUGAAGCCACCGAUUGGAACUGUUUAGAGACCGGUUGUCACGACUGAUAGAAAAUCCUUCCACUUAAAGAACAGAGCAUGAAAAGUAUCCCUCCCUCUUCCUCCCCAAGUCUGGGAAGGGUGAGCAGAGACUCAGUUCAGGUUUCUGAACCUAACUACCCUCUGAAUGCAGGGCUGUAAUAAAUAAGGACUUCUCACCUGCAC
This is a messenger RNA of Aethalodelphis obliquidens (Pacific white-sided dolphin), 898 nucleotides long. RefSeq names its product prostaglandin E synthase (gene PTGES). Gene Ontology annotation, biological process: prostaglandin biosynthetic process. The transcript is spliced from 3 exons. The coding region runs from base 111 to 572 and encodes 153 amino acids. Gene Ontology annotation, molecular function: prostaglandin-E synthase activity. Gene Ontology annotation, cellular component: membrane. NCBI's taxonomy places the organism in Eukaryota, Metazoa, Chordata, Mammalia, Artiodactyla, Delphinidae. The record is from RefSeq and is a predicted model, not a curated record.